UUUCUAUCUCUCAUUGUUAUAGUUGCAUGACAUUAUGUGGCAAAGUCUAUUAAAAAACGUUGGGCUUUCAUCUACAGAAGACUACAUUCAACCACGGCUGUCUAUUGGGAACACAGUGUAUGAUCGACCAUUUUCAACUGGUCAUUUCAAGAUACAAGUGGAUGCACAAGCAUUAACUGUGAGUGUAAAGAACCCAAAUGGACGUACAAUUUGGAGAUCUUUACAUAAUCAACCUUUUCUUGCUAGUUCACUUGGUAAAUGUGACAUUAUACCUGGAGAAAAUGCAGGCGUAUUUCAGAUAACUGAGCAUGAAGAAGCAAUAACGCGUCUCCAAACGAUCACCAAAAUUGAACGUGUCAAUGACUCGACCAUAAGGAUUCAUGGUGGCCUUGGUACAAAGUUGGUGUUACCAACCCACAUGGAUUAUGUAUUUACUUUUACAGAAGUAUCGCAGCGGCAGUUGGAAUUUUCUGCAGAAAUUCUGAAAAGGGAUUCCGUCAUGGAAAAGUUUGAACGGCUCAUACUGAUUUAUGAAAGUAGACCUGAGGAACACUUUUAUGGGUUUGGUGAGCAGUUUUCUUAUGCUUCGCUCAAAGGUUGUAAAGUUCCUAUUCUUGUAAGAGAGCAAGGUGCUGGACGAGGCGCUCUUACGGCUUCUUCUUUUAAGGAUUCAGCAUUUAGUGUGUUUGGAGGAUAUAAUUCCACAGACAGUUUUGCUACAUAUGCAUCUAUUCCGCAAUAUAUCUCGAGUGAUAUUCGAUGUUUGUUUAUGGAGAACACCGAAUACAUGAGUUUUGAUAUGACACUACCAGACCGUGUAACCAUUCGUUUAGAAUCUGAUAAAAUGAAAGGACGCAUUUUGGACGGAAAGACCAUGCUGGAUUUAAUUACGGAAUACACGUCUUAUGCUGGCCGCAUGCAGCCUUUACCUGACUGGGUUUCUGAUGGUAUCAUUGCAGGUAUUCAAGGUGGCAAGGAAAAGACAACAGGAAUCAUUCAAAAAUUACGUGCGUACAAUGUCCCGUUGGCUGCUGUCUUUUUACAAGACUGGACAGGAGCUCGUUUACAAGAAACAGGUCGAGGUGUGUCUAUUACGCAUCAUUGGUGGAAUUGGGAAAGCGCCGAUGAACUAUAUCCAGAAUGGUCAGCGUUUGUUGAGUCACUUAACAAUGACAAUGUUCGCGUCAUUUCUUAUGUCAAUCCAUUAUUAUCGAAUCCACAAGGUAAACGCCAAGUCAAACGAAACUUGUUUGAAGAAGCAAACAAGAAUGGGUAUUUGGUAAAAAGUGCACAAUCAAACUCUUCGGAACAACAAGCUUUGAUGAUCAAAUUUGGAACAUAUGUUGAGGCAGCCAUGCUUGACUUGACAAAUCCAGAAGCUAGAACAUGGUUUAAGAGCGUACUCAAAGACCAGUUCUGGAGCAAGCAUAUAUCAGGCAUGAUGGUUGAUUUUGGUGAACAUCUGCCUUAUGGUUCAGAUCAGGUCAUUUUGCAUUCUGGGGAGAAAGCAUCAACAUAUCACAACAAAUAUCCUGUUGAAUGGGCACAAUUAAUUCAAGAAGUUGUACAAGAUCUUGGAAAACAAGAAGAAGCGUUGUGCUUUUUCCGCUCAGCUUAUACAUGUUCACAAAGCAACAUGAAUUUGUUUUGGGCAGGCGAUCAAAACGUCACUUGGGAUCAACACUAUGGUAUCAAAAGUGCAAUUAUUGGCAUGCUUUCCGGUGGGUUUUCAGGUCUUUCAGUUACACAUUGUGAUGCUGGUGGGUAUAAUACUGUUCUGAGUAACAUUCCAGGUUUCAAGAUGGCUCGUACAAAAGAAUUGCUAUUUAGAUGGUUAGAACUUUCAGCAUGUACUCCGGCUUUCAGAACAUCUGAGGGUAUCAUUCCUUCUUUAAAUGCACAAUUCUAUGAUGAUGAAGAUACAUAUAUUCAUCUUGCCCACACGGCAAAAAUAUUUACACUGAUUGCUGCAUACAGAAAAACAGUUCUGAAAGAGGCAUACGAAUAUGGAUGGCCGGUGAUGCGUCAUCCUGUUCUUUAUUAUCCUAACGAUAAAACUGCUCGAGAAUUGACAUACAAUCAAUUUAUGCUUGGUAGUUCAAUGAUGGUUGCACCUGUUUUGGCACCUUCUGCAACCUAUGUUAAAGUCUACUUUCCCAAGGAUGCUCAUAAUGUGGUUUGGCGCCAUAUUUGGAGUGGAAAGUAUUACAAUGGGGAUGGUACUUAUAAGGCUGUUGAUGCUCCUCUAGGCCAGCCAGCUAUUUUUGUCAAGGAACCAAGAAGUGACGAAGGUCUUUUGAAUAGCUUGUUGGAUUACGCUACAACAUACUAUCAAAACAAAUUACAAUCAAAAUAAAUUGUAUGAGUCAUUUA
Molecule: messenger RNA, 2373 nt
Organism: Gilbertella persicaria
Lineage: Eukaryota; Fungi; Mucoromycota; Mucoromycetes; Mucorales; Choanephoraceae
Product: glycosyl hydrolases family 31-domain-containing protein
Exons: 8
Coding region: 35-2356 (773 amino acids)
Biological process (GO): carbohydrate metabolic process
Molecular function (GO): hydrolase activity, hydrolyzing O-glycosyl compounds; carbohydrate binding
Source: RefSeq, a predicted model, not a curated record